GUUGAAGGAUGUGGCUUGUUCUGUUUGGAUGAUGUAGGAUUGCUUUAAGCAGUAAGCUUACUGUUUUCAGAUGGCAUUAGCAGCAUCAGUGAUAUAGCUGUGUCAGCCUCCUUGACUACUGGAUGUCUGUAAUCGCACAGAGGAAACUAUAUUUAAGAUCUGCUAUCUUGAGGGUAAUGACUCCAGCACUUACUGAUGGACAGAAUGGCUGUUAAUGCUUUCUUCACUAGCUCAGAAGAUUUUGAAAGAUGUGAUGUACUUUUGUAAGACAGGAAAUGCAAUUUUUGGGGGUCUCUGGAAAUAAAAAGGUCAUGCAGCUUGGAACCGGUGAGACAUUACAGUCUCUAAGUCAUCAGAUGGGGAAGCUGAGGCACAGAGAUUAAGUGACUUUCCCAAGGCCACACAGCAAGUCAGUGGUGGCAGAUCCAGGAUUAGCACUCGAGAACUUCCUGGAUCCCUCUCCCAUGCUUUAAGCAGUAGACCACAGUGUUCACUGGACUCAGCAAGCAACUCAUUGCAAUAAUGGACAGUUCCAAGGACUCAUACCUGCGAAAUGAUGAAGAGGCUGUUGUGGACAGAGGUGGAACUCGCUCCAUUCUAAAAACACAUUUUGAAAAGGAAGAUCUAGAAGGCCAUCGAACAUUGUUCAUUGGAGUUCAUGUGCCACUGGGUGGAAGAAAAAGUCACCGACGCCAUAGGCACCGUGGACAUAAACACAGAAAGAGAGACAGAGAACGAGAUUCAGGAUUAGAAGAUGGGAGAGAGUCUCCUCCUUUUGAUACCCCAUCACAAAGGGUGCAGUUUAUUCUUGGAACAGAAGAUGAUGACGAGGAACACAUUCCUCAUGAUCUCUUUACUGAGCUUGACGAAAUUUGUUGGCGUGAAGGAGAGGAUGCGGAAUGGAGGGAGACAGCAAGGUGGUUGAAGUUUGAAGAAGAUGUAGAGGAUGGUGGAGAGAGAUGGAGCAAACCAUACGUCGCCACACUGUCACUUCAUAGCUUGUUUGAGCUGAGAAGCUGUAUCCUGAAUGGCACAGUUCUUUUGGACAUGAGAGCCAACUCCAUAGAAGAAAUUGCAGAUAUGAUUCUGGACCAACAGGUGGGUUCUGGGCAGCUCAGUGAGGAUGUUCGUCACAGAGUGCAUGAGGCAUUGCUGAAACAGCAUCACCAUCAGAACCAAAAGAAGCUGAGCAACAGGAUCCCAAUUGUAAGAUCCUUUGCUGAUAUUGGAAAGAAGCAGUCUGAGCCCCAUUCCAUGGAUAAAAAUGCAGGUCAGGUUGUUUCCCCACAGUCUGCUCCAGCCUGUAUUGAAAACAAAAAUGAUGUGAGCAGAGAAAACAGCACUGUUGACUUCAGCAAGGUUGACCUACACUUCAUGAAAAAGAUACCACCUGGAGCUGAAGCAUCAAACAUCUUAGUUGGUGAACUGGAGUUCCUGGACCGUGCGGUUGUUGCUUUUGUUAGGUUAUCUCCUGCAGUGCUGCUUACGGGGCUAGCUGAAGUUCCAAUCCCAACAAGAUUUUUGUUUAUUCUUCUUGGACCACUGGGUAAAGGGCAACAAUACCAUGAGAUUGGAAGAUCAAUUGCAACAUUAAUGACUGAUGAGGUGUUCCAUGAUGUUGCUUACAAAGCAAAAGACCGCAAUGACUUGGUGUCUGGAAUAGAUGAGUUUCUUGAUCAGGUUACUGUUCUUCCUCCUGGAGAGUGGGACCCAACAAUUCGAAUAGAACCACCUAAAAAUGUUCCCUCUCAGGAGAAGCGUAAGAUCCCAGGAGUGCCAAAUGGAACAGCAGCCCAUGGGGAUGCAGAACAACCUGGAGGACACUCUGGACCAGAACUGCAACGCACUGGAAAAUUUUUUGGAGGAUUGAUUUUAGAUAUAAAAAGAAAAGCUCCCUUCUUCUGGAGUGACUUCAGGGAUGCUCUCAGUCUGCAGUGUCUGGCAUCAUUUUUAUUUCUCUACUGUGCUUGCAUGUCCCCUGUCAUCACGUUUGGUGGUCUGCUGGGAGAAGCAACUGAAGGUCGUAUAAGUGCGAUAGAAUCACUGUUUGGAGCAUCUAUGACUGGAAUUGCCUACUCUCUCUUUGGUGGACAGCCUCUCACUAUACUUGGCAGCACUGGACCAGUUUUAGUGUUUGAGAAGAUCUUGUUCAAAUUUUGCAAAGAGUAUGGGUUGUCGUACCUUUCUCUGAGAGCUAGCAUUGGUCUGUGGACUGCAAUCCUGUGCAUCAUCCUUGUUGCAACUGAUGCAAGCUCCCUAGUCUGCUACAUUACCCGGUUUACUGAAGAAGCUUUUGCUUCUCUUAUCUGCAUAAUUUUCAUUUAUGAGGCCUUAGAGAAGCUCUUUCAUCUCAGUGAGACAUAUCCAAUCAACAUGCAUAAUGAUUUGGAUCUGCUGACAAAGUACUCAUGUAAUUGUAUGGAACCAGAACAUCCUAGCAAUAAAACCUUACAAUACUGGCAGGACUACAAUAUAUCUGCGUCCGAUGUGCCAUGGGGGAACCUAACUGUGUCAGAAUGUAAAAAGUUCCAUGGAGAGUUUGUUGGACGAGCCUGCGGUCAUCACGGCCCUUAUGUUCCCGACGUCCUCUUCUGGUCUGUCAUCUUAUUCUUUUCUACAGUAACGCUGUCAUCCACACUGAAGCAGUUCAAAACUAGUCGAUACUUCCCAACAAAGGUACGAUCUGUUGUCAGCGAUUUUGCUGUCUUUCUCACUAUUUUGUCCAUGGUCUUAAUUGACUAUGCCAUUGGGAUUCCAUCACCAAAACUUCAGGUUCCAAAUGCUUUUAAGCCCACCAGAGAUGAUCGUGGCUGGUUUAUUACUCCUUUGGGGCCAAAUCCUUGGUGGACAGUGAUAGCUGCUGUAAUUCCAGCCCUGCUUUGUACUAUCCUUAUCUUUAUGGACCAGCAGAUCACGGCUGUCAUUAUCAAUAGGAAAGAACACAAACUAAAGAAAGGAUGCGGAUACCAUCUCGACCUACUCAUGGUGGCAGUCAUGCUUGGAGUGUGCUCUAUCAUGGGAUUGCCGUGGUUUGUUGCAGCCACUGUCCUCUCCAUUUCACACGUGAAUAGCUUAAAACUGGAAUCUGAGUGUUCCGCUCCCGGGGAGCAGCCAAAAUUUCUUGGAAUCCGGGAGCAGAGAGUCACGGGGCUCAUGAUUUUUAUCCUUAUGGGCUCAUCCGUCUUUUUGACAAGUAUCCUGAAGUUUAUUCCAAUGCCAGUACUUUAUGGAGUAUUUCUUUACAUGGGUGCUUCAUCUCUAAAGGGAAUUCAGCUUUUUGACAGGAUAAAGUUAUUCUGGAUGCCUGCAAAGCAUCAGCCAGAUUUUAUUUAUCUGAGGCAUGUUCCUCUUAGAAAGGUCCAUCUCUUCACUGUAAUUCAGCUGAGUUGUCUUGUGCUUCUGUGGAUUAUAAAGGUUUCAAGAGCUGCCAUUGUCUUUCCUAUGAUGGUUCUAGCUUUGGUAUUUGUCCGAAAACUCAUGGAUUUCUUUUUUACUAAGCGGGAGCUCAGCUGGUUAGAUGAUUUGAUGCCUGAGAGCAAGAAAAAGAAACUGGAAGAUGCUGAGAAAGAGGAAGAACAAAGUAUGUUAGCAAUGGAAGAGGAAGGGACUGUUCAGUUACCACUAGAAGGACAUUACAGAGAUGACCCAUCUGUGAUAAACAUUUCUGAUGAAAUGGCAAAAACUGCUGUGUGGAAGACAUUGUUGAUAUCCUCAGACAAUGCAAAAGAUAAGGAGUCAAGCUUUCCUUCUAAAAGUGCUGAAAUCAGAAAAGAGAAGAAAGCUGACUCAGGGAAAGGUGUUGACCGGGAGACUUGUCUAUGAUGUGUACUUCAAUUAAUUUUUUUACAAAUGAAUGAAAGGAGUGCCACAACCACUAAAUAUAAAUGAUUUGAGCUUGUAACUUUUGUCUUUCAUCUCAAACUAGCACAGGUAAUGUAGUGCAAUAUUAGUCUCAUUUCAUCAAUGUCUACAUUGUCUAGUAUCUGUGUGAAAGUCUGCAGUAGCCAAUGCAAAAAAUCUUCAUGUUCUUUGCUGAUAUUGGCCAUUUAUCAGUAUUCGUAUCAUAAAUUUAACAAACAAAUUUUCUUUCAAAUUCAAUUUUCCUGUUAAUAGGUUUGUACUGUAUUUUGCUACUUUUUCUGUGUGAAAAUACUUAACAAUCUUCAUUCAUGAUGAACUUGAAAACACUUGUUCCAAUUAUUAUUAUUUUUUUUAAAUCACCUGAGUAAAUGACUUCAGGAGACCCAAACUGACAAGCAAACAUUAAAGAAGUUUUUAAAGUAACAACUGAUCUGACCCUGUGAACAAACUAACAAGGAUAAUCCUUUCCUUCUGAAGCUGUCCCUUUGAAGUCAUGGAUUACUCUUGCCGUGAGGAUUGCAGGGUCAGAUUCUGUAUUUGUGAGAUUUUCCUUGAUUUAAUACAGUGUAUUUAAUAUUCAAAUUUGUAUGUAACUGGAACAUAGUCAUAUAUGUAUAUAUAUAUAUAUAUAAAAAUACAAAAAUAUAUAUUAAAACGUUCUCUCACCUUAGCUGAAAAACAAAAUUACACCCCUUGAUGUGAAACAUGGGUACAGUAUUUCUUAAGAUGCAAUCUGUGAUUACAGUAUCUUGUAUUGUAUGAAUGUUGCUGUGGUAGGCUAAAUUGCAUUAUGUCAUUAAUCCAUCCAUUAUUUUAUAAUAGGAAAAAGUUUGUAGAUACUAAUUAUACCCCACAUACAGUUAUAUUAUCUGCCCAAUGAUUUUCCUCUUUAUUGCCUAAAAUACAGCCACAUAAAGGGCAUAUUUGUAUUGUCCUCUCUCUACUAACAACUGUAAACUUCUUCAUUUCGGAGACUGUGUAUCAUACUUAAAUGGGUAUCCUGCUGUUGAUUUUGCUACAGCUCUUCACUAUUCCAUCAAGUGCAUAGUGAUUAAAAGAUGAAAACAACAUUGCUAAGUAAAAUGUGGCUUUAGAGCCAUUACAAAGACAUUUUUCAUAAUGGAUAUUGUUACUGCCUGAUCCUUCAGCAGGUUCUUUUGUGUAAAACAAAGACUGCAAGAAUAACAUUAAAUUAAUAGAAAUGUCAAACAAAAGUUUUAUUGUUAUUUGGAAUUCACUAAUUUUUAUUUCUUUUUAAAGAUAAUUUUUUAAAUUAUUAAAUGAAAGCUAACUCUUAUUAUUACACUAUUACUUUGAAUCCUACAAAUACAAAUUACAGUCUUUUAAUAUUUAUAACAACUCAUCUACAGGGCUCUUACAUUCCCCAGCUUCCCAAAACGUGAUAAUCUUUCCAUAGACCUUACAUAAACAACUUUUCACAUCCAGUACAUUUAAAGUAUCCUUCUAAGUGUCUGUGUGCGUGUGAGUGUGUGUAUGUUUUACUACUUUAGCCAUACAUGAUAAUUGCAUUUUGCUGCAAACUAAUAGGGUCACUGUUCUAAAUUGGACUUGGCAUUAUUGAAGCCCAUUAAAAGGCCAUUUUUAUGGAGAGAAAAAACCCAAACCUAAUGGUUACAAAGAAGGAUUUACAUUUAAUUCAAUGUUUGUAUUUGUAAAUUUAGGAAAAAAAAUGCUGAUGCAUUAAAGUCAAAUGCUUUGUUUUGUGUACUUGAUGAUGAAAUGUAAGAUUCCAAUUGUUUUAAGGUUAGUAUAGAAGUUCAGUACUUCUGUUUGUCCCGAAAGCAGCCUGGUGGCGUUUUAAUAUGUUGCCGACUUUGUUACAGAUAACAUAUACAAUCAAAAUGUAUUAGUUUCACUUGACCAACUCUUAGAAUAUUAAGAAAUCAGUGUAUUCAAUGGCAUUCUGUAUUUCUGUUCAGUAUUUCAGAGUGGUUUUAUUUUAAAACGGUCACUCUGUUCUUGUGUGAAUUUAAAUGCUAUUCCAAUGUUAAUCUUAACAUUCUGAAAUCACACACAAUAUAAAGCAAAUGUAGUGCUAUAUUUACUUCUAAUUUCAUAUUCCUGGUCAAAAUUACUCAAUUUCUUGGAUGUAAUUUAUUACAAAAGUUUAUGUGUACAUGUGAAUAGACUAUUGUGUUUUUCACAAUUGAGAAAUGUUAUGUGAAAAUAAAUAUUUAUCCUAACUAA
Falco peregrinus (peregrine falcon) is the source of this 6069-nucleotide messenger RNA. It is a transcript of the gene SLC4A10, whose product is annotated as solute carrier family 4 member 10. Gene Ontology annotation, biological process: regulation of intracellular pH; bicarbonate transport; transmembrane transport. The record is from RefSeq and is a predicted model, not a curated record. Gene Ontology annotation, molecular function: sodium:bicarbonate symporter activity; solute:inorganic anion antiporter activity; monoatomic anion transmembrane transporter activity. Lineage: Eukaryota; Metazoa; Chordata; Aves; Falconiformes; Falconidae. Gene Ontology annotation, cellular component: plasma membrane; basolateral plasma membrane. Bases 523 to 3822 code for a protein of 1099 amino acids. The transcript has 26 exons.